This is a messenger RNA of Prunus armeniaca (apricot), 1587 nucleotides long. The record is from the annotation of a GenBank genome assembly. Lineage: Eukaryota; Viridiplantae; Streptophyta; Magnoliopsida; Rosales; Rosaceae.
AUGGAGCCUCAUGGUAGGCUGAUUUUGUUUACCUUCCUUCAUGGAUUCCUUCUUUUAUGCAUGAACACACCUCUGGAAUCUGCAACUCUACCUAGUUGUGAUACCUUUGGAAAUGAAACUGAUCGUCUGGCGCUGCUGGACUUGAAGAAAAGAAUCACUCAAGAUCCUCUCCAUGUCAUGAGCUCAUGGAACGAUUCCGUUCAUUUCUGCAAUUGGGUUGGCGUUACAUGCAACCGUUGCACCAAAAGAGUUGUGAUUCUGAAGCUGACUGCUCAAAAACUGGCAGGCUCCUUACCAAAAUCUAUAGGAAAUCUUUCUCACCUUACCGGAAUCGACCUGAUGAACAACAGCUUUGCUGGUGAAAUUCCUCAAGAAAUAGGUCGUCUCGGGAGCCUGCGAUCUCUCAACCUGUCUCGGAAUUCCUUUGGCGGCGAAAUUCCAAGUAAUGUAUCCCACUGUGAACAACUAAGAGAGCUUCGUUUGGCUCACAAUGAGCUUAUUGGAUCCAUUCCGAACCAACUCAGUUCAUUGGUGAAUUUAUAUUAUGUAUCUGCUACUCGUAACAAUCUCAUAGGAGCGAUCCCAAAUUGGAUAGGAAACUUUUCUUAUUUGCAUAAUCUUUAUCUUGGCAGAAACAAUUUUCGAGGAAGCAUACCAAAUGAGCUCGGGCGUCUGACACGCUUGGCGGAAUUUGGAAUUCCAUUGAAUAAUCUGUUUGGUAUUGUCCCUUCUUCAAUCUAUAAUAUUUCUUCCAUUACAACUUUCGAUGUUACUGGGAACCAGCUGCAUGGAGAGCUACCACCAAAUGUUGGCAUUAGUCUUCCCAAUCUCGAAGUUUUUUACUGUGGUAUGAACAACUUCACAGGAGCUAUUCCUGCGUCGUGGUCAAAUUCUUCUAGACUUGGGUACCUUGAUUGUUCUGAAAAUGGUUUGACCGGGACACUCCCUGCUGAAAAUCUUGGAAGCUUCUUGGCUAAUUGUACUGGCCUAGAGAACUUGGGUCUGGACCAUAACCAUUUUGGAGGAGAAUUGCCAAGCAUCCCUGAAGGCAUUGGGAAUCUUACAAGCUUGGCCCUUCUUGGAAUGAAUAACAACUAUUUCAGUGGUAGUGUCCCUGAUGCCAUUGGGAAGCUUCAAAAGUUACAGGAAUUGAAUAUGGAUGUUAACAAAUUUUCUGGGCCAAUACCGUCCUCCCUAGGUAACUUGACUUCAUUGAUAACGGUAUUCAUGGACGAGAAUAGGUUUGAGGGAAGUAUACCUCCAAGUCUUGGGAACUGCCAAAGUCUACUCACACUUGACGUUUCUAAUAAUCGUCUAACAGGCACCAUACCUAGAGAGAUUUUUGGGAUUUCAUCCCUUUCAGUUUCUUUGAGAAUUUCUAACAAUUCUUUGACUGGUUCGUUACCAUGUGAAGUGGUGGUGAAUCUGUGGAGCUGGAUGUGUCAGGAAAUAAGUUAUCAGGUGAAUUGCCUAAAGAAGGGAUCUUUUCAAAUGCAAGUGGUCUCUCAAUUAUUGGAAACAAUAGGGUCUGGUGGUCUCCCAAAAAGUCCACUUCAUCAUCUCAUCGACUACUUGCCCCAAAGGUAA